AUGGGACAAGAUAUGUUGGUGAAAAUCCUACCAACUCUGCCUCCCAAAACUCUGAUGCGAUUCAAAUGUGUCUCUAAAUGGUGGUUUGCUCUCAUCAACAAUCCGGGUUUCGUGUCAAAGCACCUCUCCAACUCCGCGAACAACAAUCUCACCACUCUUCACGUCCUUUUGGAGCGAUUAGUAGUGCAGCGGAAGCAUAAGGAGGAGGAGGAGGACCCCAAGUGUAACAGCACCACUAAGAAGGAGGAGGCUGAAGACGUAUUAUCAUUUCUUGAGUUUUGCAAAGACGAUGAUAAUAUUGAUCACGAGCAUAGCAAUAGCUGCUCUCUUGUUAGUGUCCAGGACAUCAUUAUUCCUCAUUCUUUGGUUCAAAAGAUCGGAGUCUCGGAAAAACAAUUUAGUAUCCAAGGCCACUAUGGCAUCGUUUUACUAUCUAGUGAGAGUAGCCUAGUUUUAUGCAAUCCCGGAAUUGGGGAAUUCAAUCGUGUUCCCGAUGAGCCAUGCCUUCCAAUGUGGCCCUUGGACCAGCCGGAUGAUUACGAUGGGCAAGACCAUCUCGAAACUGGUUUUCAUAUUGGAUUUGGCUAUGAUCCCAUGUCUAACGAGUACAAAGUUGUGACCUUUACUACUUAUUUUCAAGGGGUAGAUGAAGACUGCCGGAGAUUUCUUAGUCGGCACAAAGCAGUAGUAUACACCAUGGGUUGUGAUUUUUGGGAAGAGAUCAACACCGAUUCUUUAGAAACCGAAACUACUUUGUUUUGGCCUGAGUAUUUCCAGAUGUUCUUCAAGGGAAUGUGUUAUUGGCUGGGAAUUGAGCAAGAUAAGGAAUUAUUGUUGGUAUUUAGACAAUCUUUCAUCAUUAAUAAAACUUGA
Messenger RNA from Malus domestica (apple), 873 nucleotides. Lineage: Eukaryota; Viridiplantae; Streptophyta; Magnoliopsida; Rosales; Rosaceae. The record is from RefSeq and is a predicted model, not a curated record.